Molecule: messenger RNA, 1411 nt
Organism: Drosophila virilis
Lineage: Eukaryota; Metazoa; Arthropoda; Insecta; Diptera; Drosophilidae
Gene: Hsdl2
Product: Hydroxysteroid dehydrogenase like 2
Cellular component (GO): mitochondrion
Source: RefSeq, a predicted model, not a curated record
UCGAUCUGAUUGCACUUUGGACUUUCUCUUUAAUGUUGAUUGUAAUUCAAACUGUUUUCAGUUCAGAUAGUUCAGACUCUUCAGAUCGAGCGGUUUAAACUUUGGACCACAAAAUGAUUAAUUCUGGAAAAUUAGCAGGACGCACACUGUUCAUUACGGGAGCAUCCAGGGGAAUUGGCAAGGCAAUCGCGCUGAAGGCAGCUCGCGAUGGUGCCAACAUUGUGGUUGCCGCUAAGACAGCAGAUCCGCAUCCCAAGCUGCCGGGCACAAUUUACACAGCCGCCGAGGAGAUCGAAAAGGCUGGCGGACGGGCGCAUCCUUGCAUUGUGGAUGUUCGUGAUGAAAAGCAGGUGCGAACAGCCAUUCAGGAGGCAGUGGCCAAAUUCGGUGGCAUCGAUAUUGUUGUGAACAAUGCGAGUGCCAUUUCACUGACCAGCACCCCCGACACCGACAUGAAGCGCUACGACCUAAUGCAUCAGAUCAAUACGCGCGGCACAUUCCUUGUCUCCAAGGAGUGCCUUCCGUAUUUGGAGAAGAGCAAUCACGCUCACAUUUUGAACAUAUCGCCUCCGCUCAGCAUGAAGGCAAAAUGGUUUGCACCGCACGUGGCUUACACGAUGGCCAAGUACGGCAUGUCCAUGUGCGUGCUGGGCAUGGCGGCGGAGUUCCGGGAUCGCGGCAUUGCCGUGAAUGCCCUUUGGCCGCGCACUGCCAUCCAUACGGCUGCCAUUGAGAUGCUGACUGGCCCCGAUAGUGCCAGCUGGUCACGUAAACCGGAGAUCAUGGCCGAUGCGGCCUAUGCCAUACUAACCAGAGAACCCAAACAGUUCACCGGCGAGUUCUUCGUUGACGAUGAGGUGCUAGAAUCUGUGGGCGUUAAGGAUCUCACCGACUACGCCUGCGUACGCGAAAAUGCCGACAAGCUGAUGGAUGACUUCUUUUUGGAGCCCAAGAAUGCGCCUGCUGACGGUGCAGCGGCGCCUGCAGCUGACUCUGGCGAUGAUAAAAUACCGCAGCUCUUUAAGAAAAUCGAAUCUUUGCUUUCAGCUGAAAUCGUCUCCAAGACGCAGGCCGUCUUCCAGUUCAACAUCAGCGGCGCCAAACAGGGCACUUGGUUUCUAGACUUGAAAAAUGGCACUGGCGCCUGCGGCACUGGCGAACCACCAGCUACUCCAGACGCAACGCUCACCAUGAAUUCCAACAACUUCUUUGACAUGUUCUCUGGCAAACUAAAGGCGGCGCCAGCCUACAUGUCCGGAAAGUUGAAGAUUAGCGGCGAUUUUCAAAAGGCUCUCAAGCUGGAGAAGCUCAUGAAGGCACUCAAGUCUAAGUUGUAGAUCAUAAAUUAAAUCAUUUAUAAAAAGCAAACUCUAUUGAAUAAAGACUCCAUACUAUUAAAUACAAUCCCUAA